UUCACUGCACGCCUUAACCUUGUUUUCAUUGUCAUUUGCCCCACACCCCUUCCAGCUGGCAGGGUCUGUAUCAUAACCUUUGAGACUAUGUUGCAGGGAUUUGAUUGGUGGUGUCUGCCUCUGUGAUGAGAUUUUUCAGAAGGAAGGCAAGCUGUUACUGCUGGUUUCUGAUUGGCUGUCCUUCUGUGUCUCGCCCCUCCUUUUCUAAAGCAUACAUCACAUCAGCUUCUGUACUGAAACCUAAAACAGCUCAGUGUACAUCCAUUCAUGAAUCUGUGACGUCAGUAGCUUCUGUAUUCUCCUUUGCAGCGGGGUUGCAGGAUUGUGUGGGUGGAAUUUCCGUGCUGUAUUUUACACAGCAGGUAUGCGUGUAUAUGCUUUGCAACCCAUAUUGUAGCAAGAGAAGAUGGAGCAGGAUUGUAGAAAUGAUCAGUCAUGGUGUUGGGGACACUAUAUAUAUUGAGAGUAAGCAUUUGGUUUUCUUAAAGCAAUAUCUCUGCCUGCCUGCUCCAUGCACAUGCACACCCACAGUACAAUGAUCAGUUCUCAGGACCCUCUGAGCUGGUCUUCCUCUACAACCGUUAUCAGCAAGUCCCUCACUGAAGACAAGGAAUUCAGUGGGAAGCACGGAGAACAUGCAGCCACUAGUCUCCAUUCUUCACCUGAGAUCAUAGAGGAUGUACGAGACAAGGGCUUAAUUCAUAGCAAUGCAUCAGAGAGCAUGAAUAGUCCAGUUGCAACAACAGCAUUGACCAGUGUUAGUGAAGAUUCCAGGGACCAGUUUGAAAACAGUGUGCUGCAAUUAAAAGAACAAAAUGAAUUGGAAACAACUGUUAAUCAGGCCAACAAGGACAAUAUAGGUGGAGAGACCAACGCUGGAACAGAUGAUAUCAAGAUCCAGUUCAACAGAUCUGGCAGUGGCAAUGGUGGAUUUCUUGAAGGACUCUUUGGCUGUUUGAAGCCAGUAUGGAAUAUUAUAGGGAAAGCCUAUUCCACUGACUACAAGCUGCAGCAACAAGAUACAUGGGAAGUUCCUUUUGAGGAGAUUUCUGAACUGCAGUGGCUGGGCAGUGGAGCACAGGGAGCUGUUUUCUUAGGCAAAUUCCGAACAGAGGAGGUGGCCAUCAAGAAAGUGAGAGAACAAAGUGAAACGGAUAUUAAACAUCUAAGGAAGCUGAAGCAUCCUAACAUCAUUGCUUUCAAGGGUGUUUGCACUCAGGCACCAUGCUACUGUAUUAUAAUGGAGUACUGUGCACAGGGACAGCUGUAUGAAGUGUUGCGGGCAGGUAGGAAGGUCACACCUCGCCUACUUGUGGACUGGUCUACUGGGAUUGCUAGUGGAAUGAACUAUUUACAUCUUCAUAAAAUCAUCCACAGAGAUCUCAAGUCACCCAAUGUAUUAGUUACUCACAAUGAUGUUGUAAAAAUUUCCGAUUUUGGUACGUCUAAAGAACUCAGCGAUAAGAGUACAAAAAUGUCCUUUGCAGGAACUGUAGCCUGGAUGGCUCCAGAAGUUAUUCGCAAUGAGCCUGUCUCUGAAAAAGUGGAUAUAUGGUCAUUUGGAGUAGUUUUGUGGGAACUUCUCACUGGUGAAAUUCCUUAUAAGGAUGUAGACUCCUCAGCCAUUAUCUGGGGUGUAGGCAGUAAUAGCUUGCACCUUCCGGUGCCCUCCACUUGUCCUGAUGGAUUCAAGAUCCUUAUGAAACAGACAUGGCAGAGCAAACCACGGAAUAGACCCUCAUUCCGACAGACACUUAUGCAUCUUGACAUUGCAUCUGCUGAUGUGUUGGGUACGCCUCAAGAGACUUACUUCAAGUCUCAGGCUGAAUGGAGAGAAGAAGUAAAAAAACACUUUGAGAAGAUUAAAAGCGAAGGAACUUGUAUACACCGGUUAGAUGAAGAACUUAUCCGUCGUAGAAGAGAAGAACUCAGGCAUGCCUUGGACAUUCGUGAACAUUAUGAGAGAAAGCUGGAGAGAGCAAAUAAUCUGUAUAUGGAGCUCAGUGCCAUCAUGCUACAGUUGGAGGUUCGAGAAAAGGAGCUCAUUAAGCGGGAACAAGCAGUGGAAAAGAAAUACCCUGGGACUUACAAACGUCACCCAGUCCGGCCAAUAAUCCAUGCCAAUGCAGUGGAAAAAUUGAUGAAGAGAAGAGGCGUCUGUCACAAGCCUGGAGGCCAGGCUAAACGACCUGACUUGCUGAAAUCAGAUGGCAUAGCCAACACAGAAGUGGCUCCCGGUGGCUCUCCCCUCUCAGGGAGUCCCAAGAUGUCAGCACUUGGUAGCAGAGGACGUUACCGCAGCAAACCACGUCAUCGACGAGGAAACAGCAAAGGCAGCUACAAUGAUUUUACAGGAAUUUUGAAAAACCAGCCAGCACAGGAUGACUUAACCCAGCCAGGUCAUCAGCAUCAGCCCCAACCUCAUGGGCAUCAUCCUCGGUUGAACCUACAUGGGCAGGAUAUAGCCAACUGUGCAAACAACCUACGAUAUUUUGGCCCUGCGGCAGCCUUGCGUAGUCCUCUUAGUAAUCAUGCGCAACGGAAGAUGUCUGGCUCUAGUCCUGACCUUAUCUCUGCAGCUGUGGAAGCUGAUUCACGGAGGAAUCAGGAGGAAGAGGAGGAGGACGAGGAGGAGGAGCAUAGGGAGGGCAAGGCCAGUCAUUGGGAGUGUUGUAAAAAAGGUACAUACAGCCUCUGCCCAGAGUGCAGAAUGGGGACAAACAGUGGAAACCUAGAACAGUCACUUAAGCCAGGGUUGGAGCUGCCUGAAGCACCGUCGUAUGAUCCACUGUAUGCAAAUAUGCAGUUUCCUGGAAGAAGCGAGGAAGGUGAAUUUAGCAGCCACAGGUCAGUGUCCUCUCAUGGCUCCUCUCAUCAUGCGAGUACCCCAGGACUCCUGUGUAAAACACGACCCAUUCCAAAGAGUGGUGAUGACUCUUCAGAAGAAGAAGAAGGAGAAGUUGAUAGUGAAGUGGAAUUCCCACGGAGACAGAGGCCACAUCGCUGUAUCAGUAGCUGCCAAUCCUACUCAACCUUCAGCUCUGAGAAUCUCUCUGUGUCUGAUGGAGAAGAGGGCAAUACCAGUGACCAUUCCAACAGCCCAGAUGAGCAUGUCAAAAGGCGAGAAGAGCAGCUGGUUGACAAGAUGGAUGAUCUUUUGUCCCAGACCCCAGAAAUCCCCAUAGAGAUAUCUACACAAUCUGAUGGUCUUUCAGACAAGGAGAGCGCUGUACGCAGGGUUAAAACACAGAUGUCACUUGGCAAGUUGUGUUCAGAAGAGCAUGGCUAUGAGAAUCAUGGAGAACUUGGAGAAUCAGGUGGCGACUCUUCAGAUGGAGAAUGCUCUGAUGCAACUGUGAGGACCAAUAAGGCCUGCAGUUCUGCAACCUUGUAAUGAUGGCUCUCCUCCCUCCUUCAGUCUUUUGACCAACUAUCGUUUUCAUUCCCACAAGAACCCUUUCUUCAUUUCUUUUCUGAGAAGCUGGUUCUCCACCCCAUCACCCAAAUGAUCUGCAAUAACUUGAAUCUUUGGAGAAAUGUUCUGACAAAUCAGUUUCUCAAGUGAGCAUUUCAAUAAUGAAUGGCAGGGAUGUAUUUUAUUGAAUAAUUGAGCUGUUGUAUCAUAUUUUUGGCAUUUUAACACUUUUUACCUGAAGGGUGGUCUGUAUCCAUAAGCAAAAGAAGUGGCUGCAAAAUAUUUCUGAAGACAAGCUUGUGAAAGAGAAUCAAGAGACUAUUUUCUGAGUCUUAGACAGCAUGCAUAAACAGGCUAGGAUCUGAUGCUGACGCUGCAACCUGAGCAAGGCUAUCUGGCUCUGUAGAACUGGAAAUUAAAGAAGUGAACUGAGUGAUUGAGUCACAUCCAGUGAAGCCGUGGAUGAGUACAAGUAACUGUUGUCAGCGUAACCAGCAAAACAUUUUAAGAAGGAAGGUGUUCACAUUCCUGGAAGGGCGUGUCUGAGUCUCUGCUCCCUGGCAUGUGAGAGUAGGAGCCAGUUUUUUGUUUGUUUGUCUGUCUGUCUAUCUGUUUGGUACUUCAGUUGGCUGUGGCAUCCUGCAACUAUAUUCUUGCUUCAGCCUCUCUAGCACAUCACUAUGCCACUGUGAAAUCAAGAAAUACAGUAUGAAGCAGCUGGUGAUUAGAGAGAAAUGGAGAAGAUCUUUUGCUCACAGUGUUUCCUUUCUCUCAUACAUCCUGCUUUUUGUUUGCUUCCUUCAGUAAAAACAACAACAACAAAAACGAUCAAAUUAUUGUUGAAGAUCAAGAAUUCACCAAACAUGGAAAACAGAUUUGAGAUAUCCUGCAGACUACUGUGAAGGAGAAAACUGGAACUGUUCCUAUAACUGUCAUUGUGCUAGGAUGCAGGAGAGGCUUGCAUGUGCAUGAAGCUGGGGGAGUAGACUGGCCCAGAUCAUACUCAUGCCCUUCCUGCUAUUCUGGUAGGGAAUCACUGGGGAGCCUAUCAAGUUUGAUGCAAAGUACACUGUAACAUUUAACAUGCAGUGAUGUGUGGAUAAUGCUCUUCAUCAUUUAGGUCUGAAGGAGCCUAAGCCAUAUGUUCAUAGUGGUGGAUUUUGGACUGGAUAGGGCCCAGGAGUUUUGUCUUUCCUAAGGGCAAGAUAUUCCACCUUUCUUCUGCAAUACCUCAUUCUUCCUGAACAACUCACUGGGAUUUAUUAUUGUGGCUCCUGUAAUUGAAAUGUUCAGCAGGAGCGAACUACUAGAAGUUUUAAUUUGGUUUUUAUAACCAAAAUGUUAAUGAUGAUCGUUACUGUGCCCCUGUUUUGUGUCUAGUUAAUUGCAUUCAGGGAAGAAAGUCUCUUUGUGUGGAGUGUAAAAUUGUUUUGUAGAAAGAGUAAUAUAUGAGAUAGUGAGUAGCUGUUGCAUCCCUCUCCCUGUCCCGGAAUGAAGGGCAAGAUUGGGUUGGAUGCUGUGCUGCUGUUUGUUUACAUUUGAUUUCAAUUUUUUAAAAAUUAAUAGCCUAGUGGCAAAAUGAAGGGAAAUUCUUUACUAAUACAGAGAGCAGUAUUGUAUGCAUUAAAUUAUUCCAUAUUUUGAAAUUUUUGUAGCUGGACUACAUGGAUGAUAAGUUAUGUCAUUAUUUAUUGUAAUUUCUGUAGAUUAAAGACAGGGUUUAUUGUAGCACAA
Pogona vitticeps (central bearded dragon) is the source of this 5149-nucleotide messenger RNA. RefSeq names its product mitogen-activated protein kinase kinase kinase 13 (gene MAP3K13). Gene Ontology annotation, molecular function: ATP binding; MAP kinase kinase kinase activity. Gene Ontology annotation, biological process: protein autophosphorylation; JNK cascade. Gene Ontology annotation, cellular component: cytoplasm. The record is from RefSeq and is a predicted model, not a curated record. Lineage: Eukaryota; Metazoa; Chordata; Lepidosauria; Squamata; Agamidae.